Pyricularia grisea is the source of this 2573-nucleotide messenger RNA. RefSeq lists its product as uncharacterized. Bases 437 to 2263 code for a protein of 608 amino acids. The record is from RefSeq and is a predicted model, not a curated record. Gene Ontology annotation, molecular function: calcium channel activity; protein binding. The transcript is spliced from 2 exons. Gene Ontology annotation, biological process: calcium ion import across plasma membrane. Lineage: Eukaryota; Fungi; Ascomycota; Sordariomycetes; Magnaporthales; Pyriculariaceae.
AACAACAUCGCUGGACGACACGUUUCUCAAGCAAAGACAAUCUGCAUCGACAAUUCAACAUUUGAAUCUGUCAACCACAGGAUUCACACAAUUGCGCGACGGAAAAAAAAAUAAAAAUAAAAACACACCAGAACAAACCUAGAUUACCUCCACACUAGACGUUUCUAAUACUACGAUUUGACGACAACCCCGCGCGCCAGACAACAGACGACAAACGAUAAACGUUCCCAAUUGGCAACGACUCGACCAUUCGGCGAAACUCGAUCCCAUCUCGACCGAGAUUCCUGGCACGCUUGAAUUUUAGAGGAAGGCACCGAAGCCUUGUAGACAUAUAUCGGAUCACUUUUUGGUGAAGGUUGGAACAGUCAGCAUCCGCCAAUUAAAUCUAUUGGGCUACUUUUUUUGACUGCUCCCACAGGGGACGCAUGUCCUUGCGAUGCAGUUGACUUCAAUCCAGUCAAGGCUUGCUGCAUCCCUUGGAGUCCUCGCCAGUCUUUUGCCGCCACAUCCAGUCUUUGCUCAGGAAUUAAGUACCGAAGGACGAGAUACACGCAAUGACGCUUUGAAACCGAGAUUGGCCGCACCUUAUGAGCCGGUGUUUACAUCCGUCGACAGGACAAUCUUAGGCCGAGCCCCAGCCGGAGUUACACCACUGGAUAACAAUGUACCGCGAAGGCUAGAGUUGCAGCCUGGAAGCACACAGUUCCUUGUCUUUGAGAGGUCAGGGGAGGUUCGGACGGAACUUCGGAGGGACCUUGGCGGGACCCAAGAUCUCCCCCAAGAAAACAGCCUUAAUCAAGAGGGUACAGCCUCAUCAGGCGACCUGGAGAGGCGAGAAGCGCAGACACGCUCAGUGUACAUCUCGGCCACAACAUGCCAACAACCACAGGCCAAGGCGGACGCCACGGCGCCCGAAAUGCCCCAGCUCACAUUGUUCAUAUCAACAAAGAACUUACGGGAUAUCACGCAAAAUGGCAAUUCCAGCGAUCCCAACAUGACCUGGCGGCUAUUUGACGAGGGUGCUGCCAUGUUCAACAUCACCACUUCAGAAAACGUCUUUGUUGGCAUCCAAGCACCGGUUCUGCCGAGCACCAUAUCGGGCUCGUGGGGGGUUGAGGUUGCCGCCUCGUCCGACAAGCCUUACCACGGGCAUAGCAGCAUUGAGACGCGCGAGCUGAUGUGGAUGGAUAGUGAUGCCUCCGGUGCGCUCAUGGUCACGCGUGCCGCAUCUGGUCUAAGUGAAGGUGACCAAGGCCCUUAUGAACUGUUUGCCAGCCGGGCUGAUGUCAAGAACAGCUCCUUGAGCGGGAUCCGCAAAUCUUACUGUGGUCUUCUGAAUUACGCAGAGAUCUCCGCCUCAAAAGGUGGUGCACAGAGUGUGUUGGUGAAAUCCAGUUUGGUGAAGCGAGCCUCCGGUGAAAUGGCAAAACAACAGUUCCACUUGACUGGACUUCAAGAAGGCACCGUUUACGACGGAAUAAUAGCCACCAAGCAAAGGGAGAGCUCACCAGGUGGUGGAGGAUUGGUAUUUAGGUCAACGCAGUUCGCCACUAGGCAAGUUCAAAACAGUAGCUGCAUGCUCGUGAGCGGACUUACCUUCUGUAACAAAGUGGCCUACAAGGUCCCUGCAAAUACGACGGCUUUCCCCAACGCAGAGGCUCUUGGGAAGGCAUAUGAUGAUCAAGCCAAAGAAAUAUACGACAAUUUCGAAAUCCAAAUAUCCCAGGUUCAGUGCGAGACGGAAAAUGCGCAGAUAUACUCACUGGCGCGCACUUGUGAUGACUGCCGCGAGGCAUACAAGGAUUGGCUUUGUUCAGUCUCCAUACCACGGUGUGAGGAGGUCAGCGAGAACAAAGAUUGGUUGCAAAACCGCAACUUUGACAACAGUGAUGGCCAGCUCGAAAGUUUCGAGACGUCAUCGCGCACCAGCUUCGUCAACGAAAAGAUCAACCCUCGCCCGUACAAGGAAAUGUUGCCAUGUGUCGACCUCUGCUACGACCUGGUGCAGAGUUGUCCCAACUCGCUCGGCUUUGUCUGCCCGACUCCUUUUUCCACAUAUGGGUUCAAUCACAGCUACCAUAUUAGAGAUCAAGAUGGAACCAGCGGCGAGUUCAAGUGCAACUUUCCAGACAACGCGCACUUCGUCGAGGUUCGCAAGUCGGCAGCUGGUACGUUUAGGGCGCUUACCGGCAACGACCGAUUUUUAUCACAUUCCGUCGUGAUGUACGGGACUGUCGCGGCACUCGGUUUAGCCUUGAUGUAGAGCAAAUGCCGACUGGGUGCCGUGUUCGCUUAUACUGUUGACCUGGCGACAUGUGUGGUCGCUUUGGUGAAAACACUUUGUAUACGACUUAUCUAGCCGGGUGGCUCCGCAACAGGAUACCGUUGUCUGAUAUCCACUGUGAAUUUUCUACCUGUUUAGCGUCAUAUCUCAUUUUGAAUCUUGGUUUUGUAAAUAUUUCUCUUAACUGGUUUGCAGAUAUGGUGGCACUUUGGGUACCAAUUUUUGAUGGACUCAGCAUGAUUGAUCUGUCACCCUUCCUUGUUUCACAAUCACAGAGUCUUGUCUAGAA